AUGCCAAAAACAAAACCAGGAUAUUAUGCUGUUCGUAAAGAUAGAAAACCAGGAAUCUAUUUAACUUGGGAAGAAUGCGAAUCGCAAGUUAAAGGAUUUUCUGAUGCUAACUACCAAAGAGAUAAAGAUCUGAGAAAUUUGUCUGAACGACUCCCUGGUGAACAACAAACAAACAAUCGUGCUGAAAUUUAUGCUGUUAUUAAAGCGAUUGAAAGUUGUGAAAACAAAAAAAAAUCAUUAGAAAUUUUUAUUGACA
Racocetra persica is the source of this 256-nucleotide messenger RNA. NCBI's taxonomy places the organism in Eukaryota, Fungi, Glomeromycota, Glomeromycetes, Diversisporales, Gigasporaceae. The record is from the annotation of a GenBank genome assembly.